AUGUCCUCCUUCUUCGGCUUUGCCGCAGCUCCAGUUGACGUCGAAAUUCGACUCAAAGGCGAGGAAGAGCGGAAACAAGUCGAACUCAAAGGCGAAAAGGAUCGCAGGGAGCUCUGCCCAGUCUAUUACGAUGGGGAAAGCGUCGAUGGCCAAGUUCUCGUGCGCGUCAAGGACGGCAAGAAGUUCCAGCAUGAUGGCAUCCGCAUCGAGCUUGUGGGCUCGAUUGAACUCUUUUACGACCGCGGAAACCAUUACGAGUUCGUAUCUCUGAGCCAAGAACUAGCAGGCCCGGGAGAGAUGCGCCAGGCGCAGUCGUUCGACUUCACCUUCAAGAACGUGGAGAAGCAGUACGAGAGUUACUCGGGUAUCAACGUUAAACUGCGCUACUAUAUCCGCGUGACUCUGAUGAGGCGCGCGGGCGAGAUGAGCAAGGAGCGAGAGUUCUGGGUGCAUUCGUACCGCAUGCCACCUGACAGUAACACGAGCAUCAAGAUGGAAGUGGGCAUUGCGGACUGCCUUCAUAUCGAGUUCGAGUACAAGAAGGCCAAGUACCACCUCAAGGACGUGAUUGUUGGCAAAAUCUACUUUCUUCUUGUCCGAAUCAAGAUCAAGCACAUGGAGCUCGCCAUCAUUCGACGCGAGACGACGGGAGCCGCCCCCAACCCUUACAACGAGUCGGAGACGAUUACCAAGUUUGAGAUCAUGGAUGGGGCUCCGGUUCGAGGGGAAACUAUCCCCAUCCGCCUCUUCCUAGGCGGCUUUGAGCUUACACCAACAUUCCGGGACGUGAACAAGAAGUUCUCGGUCCGGUAUUACCUGAACCUUGUUCUGAUAGACGAGGAGAACCGACGCUAUUUCAAACAGCAAGAGAUUACCGUCUAUCGUAUCCCCGAAAACUGA
This is a messenger RNA of Cutaneotrichosporon cavernicola, 900 nucleotides long. RefSeq lists its product as uncharacterized. Gene Ontology annotation, cellular component: endosome; retromer complex. The coding region runs from base 1 to 900 and encodes 299 amino acids. Gene Ontology annotation, biological process: intracellular protein transport; retrograde transport, endosome to Golgi. The transcript is spliced from 6 exons. The record is from RefSeq and is a predicted model, not a curated record. Lineage: Eukaryota; Fungi; Basidiomycota; Tremellomycetes; Trichosporonales; Trichosporonaceae.